AUGGAGGCCACCAACAAUUUCCGUCAGUCUCCGUCCAAGGGGGACCUCAACAACUCACCCUGCAACAAGCCUCAGGAUUUUCAUGUGCCUAUUGCCAAGAGCUUCUCUUUCAGCAUUCCUGAGAUCUGGAGACCGACGAAUCCCACUUUGCUGCGUUGGAUUGACAACUUGCCAAUCCCAGCAAAGAAAGAGGAGCCUUUAGAGCCCGCCUCCAUCCAGACACCGAAGCGCACGUUUGCUGCUGUCGAUACGGAUAUGGCACACGAUGAUAACAGCCACCGAAACAAGCGGGCAAGAGUGAGUUCAUUCAGAGAACGCUCUGCCGCUGAAGAACACCGUAGUAAACUGGCCAAAUCUGGCCACAAAUUAGCUCGUAGUGUCUCCAAUGUGUGUCGACGAGCUAUCAGCGCCAUCCAACCCCCUGACGAACUUUCCGACGAAGCCACAGUCUGUGAAUCGCCCUCUCUUCCCGGAACGCCGUCGACCGUCGUUGAUAGGCCACGCAUGAGAUUCGUUUUCGUCGGGGACUCUGGAUGUGGAAAGUCUACCAUGUUGCUACGAUUUUACCGCGAUGUGUUUACUAAGUCGUACGCGCCCACGCAGUACGAGUUGUUCAGCAAGACCAUAAUGGUAGAUGGACUAGACGUCGAUGUCGAACUUUGGGAUACAUGCGGAAAUAUCGAUCUCCACCAACUGCAGCUUCUCUCCUAUCUUGUCUGGGACGCCGUUUUCCUCUGCUUCAGCGUCACUGACGACGAAACUUUCGACAGCGCCCGUACCAAGUGGAUCUAG
Molecule: messenger RNA, 792 nt
Organism: Durotheca rogersii
Lineage: Eukaryota; Fungi; Ascomycota; Sordariomycetes; Xylariales; Xylariaceae
Product: P-loop containing nucleoside triphosphate hydrolase protein
Exons: 5
Coding region: 1-792 (263 amino acids)
Biological process (GO): small GTPase-mediated signal transduction
Molecular function (GO): GTP binding; GTPase activity
Source: RefSeq, a predicted model, not a curated record